Molecule: messenger RNA, 3714 nt
Organism: Trichoplax adhaerens
Lineage: Eukaryota; Metazoa; Placozoa; Uniplacotomia; Trichoplacea; Trichoplacidae
Exons: 35
Coding region: 1-3714 (1237 amino acids)
Molecular function (GO): FAD binding; oxidoreductase activity; iron ion binding
Source: RefSeq, a predicted model, not a curated record
AUGCCUGUCUGCUUACUAGACGGUGUAGCAAUUACUACUGUAGAAGGUAUUGGUAGCACAGAAACAAAAUUGCAUCCGAUCCAGGAACGUAUUGCCAAAGUCCAUGGCACCCAAUGUGGUUAUUGCACCCCUGGUUUUGUCAUGUCCAUGUAUGCUCUGCUACGCAAUAACCCACAGCCAACACCAGAAGAAAUUGAAUUAGCCUUUGAAGGUAAUUUAUGUCGAUGUACGGGCUAUAGACCAAUUUUAGAAGGAUGUAAAACAUUCUGUGGCAAGGAUAUUGUCAGUACAGAGCUGUACAAUCCCCAAGAAUUUUCUUUAUAUGAUCCUUCUCAGGAAUUAAUAUUUCCGCCUGAACUUUUGAUAUUAGGUAAGAAGCCGCCAACAAAUUUAACUAUCUUCGGUAAUAAAGUAACAUGGGUUAGUUCAAUAUCAUUUGAUGAACUAAUAUCAGUAAAGCAGCAAUAUCCCAAUAGUAAAUUAGUUGGUGGUCACCUUGAGAUUGGUAUAAACACAAAAUAUCAUGGUAUAAAUCACUAUGCUUUGAUAUCAACUGCCAACGUCAACGAAUUAAACAAUAUUGAAAAACUAGACGAUGGAGUUUUAGUUGGUUCCUCAGUUACCAUUUCGCGUUUGAUGGAAGAGUUAGAAAGAAUAAUUAUACAACUACCAGAAUAUAAAACACGCAUUUUCAGUGCAUUUAUCACCAUGCUAAAGCGUAUCGGCUGCUGCCAAGUUCGAAAUGUAGCCAGCCUAGCUGGGAAUCUAGUCACUGCAAGAUCAACAUCUGAUUUAUGUACUAUCUUAGUCGGAGCUAAAUGUCAGCUCAGAAUAAAAUCAUUAGACGGAUCAGAGAAGCAAAUUGUUAUUGACGAUACAUUCUUUACUAAUGAUGGAAAAUGUGAAUUAACUUCUCAAGAAAUUUUAACCUCUAUUGUAAUUCCAUUUUCUACCGAGAAUGAAUAUAUGUUUUGUUAUAAACAAUCGCGCCGAUACGAUAAUUCAUUUGCUAUCGUCAAUGCUGGCUUACGUGUAAUUUUGAAUAGAUCUAUUUUCGAUACCCCUGGAUUGGUUAAAGAUUGUACAUUAGCUUACGGGGGUAUGGGAUCAAAGAUAUUGAUAGCAAAGCAGACAUCAUCGGCUUUAAUUGGAAGGGAGUGGAAUUUAGCAAUGCUUGAAGAUGCUAUUGCAUUAAUUGGUGAAGACUUGCCUCUACCAUUCUCUGCCAAAGGUGGUGCUACUGAAUACAGGAAAGUCUUAGCAGCUAGUUUCUUUUUUAAAUUUUUUAUGCAAGUUCUAUCAGAGAUCUCUGCGGAGGAUCCGAAUAUUGAUUCUAGCGUGAAAACUAAUAUUCGUCGCUGUCCUUCCAAAGGAAUUCAAAUUUUCGAAAAAGUCAAUCCUAAACAGGUAAUGGAUGAUGCGUUAAGGCGACCUAUUGUACAUCUCACGGCAUUGCAGCAAACUACCGGAGAAGCACAAUACUUAAUGGAUAUACCUGAAUAUAAGAGUUAUACCAAUACUGUGCCUAUUUGUCGUUACUUGGGGGUGAAUCUAGAUGAAUUACAUGCAAGUAUCGUGUUAAGCGAAAGAGCUCAUGCUAUUAUAGAAUCAAUUAAUUAUGAUGAAGCAAUUUCAUUGCCUGGCGUUCAUGAGUACAUUUCGGCAAAAGAUGUACCUGGAUCAAAUCGAUAUGGAGAAAUGGCAAAUGAUGAAUACAUAUUCUCAAAUGAUAAGGUAACCUCACAUGGUCAAAUGAUUGGAAUGAUUAUAGCUGAAAGUAAAGAAAUUGCCGAUGAAGCGGUUAAGCUUGUUAAAAUAAGUUAUAAAGAUCUACCUGCAAUUCUAACUAUUGAGGAUGCAAUUAAAGAAGAAUCUAUUUUCGAAACAUUUCAUCUAACAAGUGGAAACAUACAGAAUGGAUUUCUCAACUCUCACCACAUUAUUGAGGAUGAAAUCCGAAUGGGCGGUCAGGAGCACUUUUACAUGGAAAAUCAAUGUGUUAUUGUUACACCUAAAGCAGAAGCAAUGGAACUGGAUGUUCAUGUUGCUACCCAGUGUUUAGAUUUGGUGCAAUCAGUUAUUUCAGAAACAUUAGCAAUACCUAUGAACUGUAUAGUUUGCCACAUAAAACGCAUAGGCGGUAGUUUUGGCGGUAAGAAUACUAGGAUAGCUUCCAUAUCCGCUGGUGUAGCCGUAGCUGCUAGAAAAUUGAAAAGGCCAAUCCGAUUGAUGAUUGAUAGACAUGUUGAUAUGGCAAUUAAAGGCAGUAGAGCCCCAUAUUUAGCAAAAUAUAAGGUUGGUUUUAAUAAUGACGGCCAUAUUCAAGCGAUUCAAAUUAGAAUGUACAGCAAUUCUGGAUAUUCUAGAGAUCUUUCGCUAUCGGUUAUGAACUAUUCUAUGAUCAGAUUGUUUGGAUCUUAUAUGAUUGAAAAUUGUGAUUAUAGUGGUUCUAUUUGCCAAACAAAUAUUUCAUCAACUACAGCAUUUAGAGGAUUUGGUGCUCCCCAGGCAAUCUGGAUAACGGAAAAAAUCAUGACCGAAGUAGCCAAUCGUUGUGAAAUAAGCCAGAGAAAAGUUAGAGAAAUGUGCUUGCAUAUCGAUGGUUAUGUUUCUCCAUUUAAUCAAAAGCUAGAGACUUGUCAGAUUCGUAAAGUCUGGGAUGAAUUAAUUCAGAGAAGCGAUUAUGAUAAUCGUAAACAACAAAUCGAAAUAUUUAACAAAAAGAAUCGGUUUAAAAAGCGGGGUAUUGCCAUCAUCCCAAGUUCAUUUGGGAUUGGCUAUCUUGGAUUUAAAUUUAUGGAGCAGGCUGGAGCUUUAAUUCAGGUUUAUACUGAUGGAUCACUUUUACUCUUUCACGGAGGAAUUGAAAUUGGUCAAGGUUUAAAUACAAAACUAGUUCAGAUUUGUUCUCAUAUACUUGGCGUACCUAAAGAGAAGAUUCAUUUAAUUGAAUCUAGUACUGCUGUCAUUCCUAAUGCUACUGAAACUUCUAACUCUUCGGCUACGGAUUUGUAUGGUGCUGCAACAAAAGAUGCUUGUGAAAAAUUAAAGGAGAGACUUGAUCCGAUUCGUGCCACAAUGCCAACAGCAAACUGGGUAGAAUUGAUUAUUGCGGCAUACUACAAUCGUGUAAAUCUAUCGGCUGCAGGAUAUUUCGUAGAACCAAAUCCAAUCACGUUCAGUUUUGAAACUAAAACGGGGCGAGGUAUUAAAUACUAUACUUAUGGAGCAUCUGUUUCCGAAGUUGAAAUUGAUACCUUGACUGGCGAUCAUCAAAAUUUACGAACUGACAUUGUGAUGGAUGUAGGAAAAAGUUUAAAUCCUGCUAUCGAUAUUGGUCAGGUGGAAGGUGGUUUUGUACAAGGUAUUGGUUUAUACACAAUUGAACAAUUAUAUCACACGCCUGAAGGUAUACCACUUAUGAAUAGUCCUGAAAAUUAUAAAAUCCCCACUGCAAGGGAUAUACCAAGAGAAUUUCAAGUUGCUUUGAUUCGUAAUUCGUUUAACGAUAAAGCUAUUUAUUCAUCCAAGGCUAUAGGCGAGCCAACUUUACCGUUAGCAACGUCCGUUUUCUUAGCCAUCCAAAAUGCUGUUCAAGCAUGCCGGCUGGAUCGCAACUUAUCGAAGAGUUUCGAAUUUAAUAGUCCUGCUACAGCAGAACGUAUUAGAAUGGCAUGCCAAGAUAAUAUCAUCAGUAAGGUCCAUAAUUUAUAA